Messenger RNA from Anisakis simplex (herring worm), 606 nucleotides. The record is from the annotation of a GenBank genome assembly. NCBI's taxonomy places the organism in Eukaryota, Metazoa, Nematoda, Chromadorea, Rhabditida, Anisakidae.
AUUCAAUUUAAUGAGUCGUUGGCAGAUCUGCUCCAGUCAUUGAUGUACAACACACAGACAACGGGUAAUUUCGCGGCGUUCAUCCGGGUAUUCUUACGACGAGCUGCCGAAUUGAAGGCGUCUGAGUUGUGUCAAAAUACAAUAUUUUUGUGGCAAACAGCGAACGCGUUAAUAAUCCUUCGUUAUAUAUGCAAAUUCCUGACGGAACGCCUUACGGAAGCUGAAUUUGUGAAGGUUUUCGAUAAGAAAUUGGUGAUAAAGAAUGAAAAAGAUGUGGAUUCCGAUACGGAGGUAGAUGAGAACGUGGAUGGUGAGGAGGAAUACGAGAAUACGGCUGAGGAGUUUUUGGAUGCCUUGGUGGAUAUUUUGGUGGAGUUACCUGUGAGUGACACAACGCAAGCAAUUCAUAUCGAGGCAGUAAAGUGUGUGAUAGCGAUAUUGAGUUCGCAGUUAUAUCACGAUAACGUGAUGAAUUCAUCGAUAUUUUUUGCGUAUCUGAUGCGAGGGAAAUGGUUAGUUUUGGUUAUUUAUUGUGGUGGUUUGAUUGUGGUUAUGGUUUGGAUGGUUAUUGAGUUGGGUUUAGUAUUGUUAUUAUUAUUGUUGUGA